AUGUCACCCAAAGCUCUCAUGCGGCAUAGAGUUGAAAAUCAUACUAAUACUAAUGGCGACGAAAAUAAUGAUAAUAAUGGUAACUCCAAGCCAAUGACCCAGCCAACCACAAACUCCAUCCGGAUCCGCGACAACCAACGACGAUCCCGCGCCCGUCGCAAGGAGUACCAGCAGGAUCUCGAGCGGCGGGUGCACAAGUUCGAGCAGGAGGGCGUCCAUGUGACCAUUGAGGUGCAGGCUGCUGCCAGGAAGGUCGCGAGAGAGAAUGCGCUGUUGAGGUCGCUGCUGAGGCUAAGAGGGGUCACUGCGGGGGAGAUCGAGGGGUACAUAGCCCAAGCGACCGUGGAUGAGGGCGACAAUAUGAAUAUGAACGGGAGCGGAAAUGCAAAUGGAAAUGGGAACUUGAACGUGAAUAUGAACCCGAGCCAGAAUAACGGCAGCCAUGCAGUCGGGAUGGGGUUUGCCCAGCUCCAAAAUGCAAUCCCCACAAUAUCUACAGCGACAUCAACGACGGCUGUUUUCCAAAACACCCUUAACCAUAACCAGAACCAGAACCAAACUCCAUCCCAAUUGGAUAAUUACUCUCCUUACUACCCAUCAGAACCAAAUUCCCUCCCCCCAGCUCCUCACCACCUAGAAAACAACGGAAAUGCCAACAACCUGCCCCUCUCCGUCUCCGGCUCGUCGUCCUCCUCGUACUCCCCGGGUAGUUUCCCAAACACAAGCCUGAGCCCAACUUCCUCCAGUAACCAACAACCACCCCAACCAUCGUACACUUCAUACUCACCCGCACUUCAAUGCGCAGUCGCAUAUAGCCAUAGCCAUAGCCAUAGCCAGAACCAAAAUCAGACUAAAAACCAGAACCAACCCAUCCCCAUCCCCAUCCCCAUCCCCAUCCCCAUCCCCCUUCCUCUCCCACAACAACAUCAACAAUUGCAACCACAGCUCCACAGACCCCUCACCCCAACCCAUCCGCACCCUUACCGGGCUUCCACCAUCCCAAACCACCACCUUACCCACUGCAUGCACCCGCAGCCGCAGCUUCACCAACACCUAAACCAACUCGUAAACGUAAACGUAAACACAGCCACCCUCCCCGCUCCCACCCCGGACACCACGUCCUGUGAAGUCGCCGCCAGCAUCAUCGCGGGCAUGCGCGGGCACGGCGAUGCGGACUCCGUUCGCGCUGAGCUGGCCUGUACGCCUGGUGCCGUUUCGUGCCAGGUGAGCAAUAUGGAGAUUUUCCGGGUGCUGGAUCGGUCGAUUGGGAGUUGUCGGUGA
Molecule: messenger RNA, 1281 nt
Organism: Paracoccidioides brasiliensis Pb18
Exons: 1
Coding region: 1-1281 (426 amino acids)
Source: RefSeq, a predicted model, not a curated record